AUGAUGAAAGUCAAGACUUUCUCUCUGAUGCUGUUGCCUCUGUUCUUGGUAAUGGUGAGCAGUGCUAUGGAGGAGGCUCACUUCAGGUCUCACCCCAAAGUUGGUGGCCCCUGGGCUCGAGGACAGCGCUAUGCCGAGGGGACCUUCAUUAGUGAUUACAGCAUCACCAUGGAUAAGAUCAUGCAACAGGACUUUGUUAACUGGCUGUUGUCCCAGAAGGGGAAGAAGAACAAUUGGAGACAUAAUAUCACUGAGAGAAAAGCUGAUGGUACAGGAUUAACAAACCAAGCCAACUGGAACCUAAAGAACAUGGAAAACUGGAGCAACCUGUUUAAGGACUCCUCCCCAUCUGAGGAUCCUAAGAAUAAGAGAAUGAAGGAAUUGGCACUGGCAUGGUUGAUUUUAUCCUAA
Molecule: messenger RNA, 411 nt
Organism: Sarcophilus harrisii (Tasmanian devil)
Lineage: Eukaryota; Metazoa; Chordata; Mammalia; Dasyuromorphia; Dasyuridae
Gene: GIP
Product: gastric inhibitory polypeptide
Exons: 4
Coding region: 1-411 (136 amino acids)
Biological process (GO): regulation of fatty acid biosynthetic process; response to starvation; response to glucose
Cellular component (GO): extracellular region
Molecular function (GO): glucagon receptor binding; hormone activity
Source: RefSeq, a predicted model, not a curated record